AUGCCCAAAGACCGGUUCAACAUGAGUCCGUAUCACCCGCUGUCCCUUACGCUGAAAGACCAACGCACCUUAAUGGAGCUCGAGCGCGACCUGGUGGAAGACACGUUCAAGAAGUACGAGAAGUUUGUCAUGAGCAACUCGCAAGUGAACUCAGCGCGCUGGAAACACGUCAAGUCCAAAGACGAUCUCCACAUUUACGCGAAACGCACGAAAGAGUCAAAGGGUAAGCAAAGCGGUCCGCAGUGCUGUCGCUCGCCGGAAGAGAAAUGCACGGGCACGUCGAAGCCCGUCGUGCUGAGCGUCGGUACGUUCACUGGGCAGCUCGACGACCUCAUGUAUGGCACGGUGAACCCGACCGAUGACAUCAUGCAGGUCAAAGCCUCGUACGUCCACGACUAUAGUGAUGGGGCCGUGCUGGCUACGCUGGUAAAGCCUACUACCGCCGAUCCGUUCCGCUCCGUGACAGUCAAGUGGCUGCAGAUUGACCUGCCGCUGAGCUACACAAAGCUGAUCAGAGACCGAGACUUCCUCUGUCUAGAAGCAUCGGGCAUCCUCCACUUCGCGAAUGGAGAGAGAGUUGGCUACCUCAUGCUACACUCGAUCGACUCCCCACUUGUGCAACCACUGCCCAAUGUCGUGCGUGCUAAGCACUACAUCACUGGUUUCUUUAGGCAAAUCGCUCCCAACGUGAUCGACACGUUUGCUUUCGACUCGGUCGACCCGGGCGGGGCGAUCCUGGAUUCGGUAUUGCUGCCGAUUUGCGCCAAUGCUUUACUAUCAGCCACGAACUACGUCACGUGCGGCUUGAUGAAGAAGCUCACGUGGAUGCUCCAACAACGCCAGACCUCAUUGGGCGUAGGGAACGUGGCACCUCUGUUGCGCCAUGAAGACUUCUGCGUCACAUGCAACCGCAACGUGCAACCAGGUGUGAUCAAGCACCUGUGGAAGGACAAGUGCUCGAUGUGUUUGGGCGAGUUGUGCUUCGGGUGCAAAGAAGUCAAGACAAUGAGCUUCCUCACGCGAGACCGAAAGGUAUUACGACGUAAGGUCACCUUCUGUAGUGCGUGCAUUAAGAUGGGCUUCCGAGUAGACGCGCUGGAUGCAGCACGCGACCAGGCCAAUGGCUAUCGGCCUUACAGCACUUGA
Messenger RNA from Hyaloperonospora brassicae, 1146 nucleotides. NCBI's taxonomy places the organism in Eukaryota, Oomycota, Peronosporomycetes, Peronosporales, Peronosporaceae. The record is from the annotation of a GenBank genome assembly.